Molecule: messenger RNA, 1200 nt
Organism: Hyaloscypha bicolor E
Lineage: Eukaryota; Fungi; Ascomycota; Leotiomycetes; Helotiales; Hyaloscyphaceae
Product: mitochondrial putative ketol-acid reductoisomerase
Exons: 5
Coding region: 1-1200 (399 amino acids)
Biological process (GO): L-valine biosynthetic process
Cellular component (GO): mitochondrion
Molecular function (GO): ketol-acid reductoisomerase activity
Source: RefSeq, a predicted model, not a curated record
AUGUCCUCCCGCACAUUCUCCAGAGCUCUCCGCUCGCCAUUGGCAAAGCAAUUAAGUGCCCCAGCUCGUCGCACCUUUGUUUCCGCCCUCAAUGCGUCAGCUAGACCUACUGCUGCCCGCGCUGUUGCGGCAACUCAACAGGUCCGAGGUGUGAAGACAAUUGAUUUUGCCGGCACCAAGGAAGAUGUAUAUGAGAGAGCUGACUGGCCUGCUGCGAAGCUCCAAGAUUACUUCAAGAAUGACACAAUGGCAAUCAUCGGAUAUGGUUCGCAAGGUCACGCCCAAUCGUUGAACAUGCGGGAUCAGGGUCUCAAUGUUGUUGUCGGUGUGCGAAAGAACGGUCAAUCAUGGAAGGAUGCCCAACAAGAUGGCUGGGUCCCAGGAAAGAACCUUUUCGAUGUCGAUGAGGCUAUCUCCAGGGGUACUAUCAUCAUGAACUUGCUCAGUGAUGCCGCCCAAAGUGAGACUUGGCCUGCAAUCAAGCCUCAGAUCACCAAGGGAAAGACCCUCUACUUCUCCCACGGUUUCUCCCCAGUUUUCAAGGACCAAACCAAGGUUGAUGUACCAACUGACGUCGAUGUCAUCCUCGUUGCGCCCAAGGGAUCUGGCCGAACUGUGCGAACUCUCUUCCGUGAGGGUCGCGGAAUUAACUCUUCCAUUGCUGUCUUCCAAGACGUAACUGGUCAUGCCAAGGAGAAGGCAAUUGCUCUCGGUGUUGGAGUUGGCAGUGGAUACUUGUACGAGACCACCUUCGAGAAGGAGGUUUACUCCGACUUGUAUGGUGAGCGUGGUUGCUUGAUGGGCGGUAUCCACGGCAUGUUCCUCGCACAAUAUGAGGUUCUCCGUGAGCAAGGCCACAGCCCCAGCGAGGCCUUCAACGAGACUGUCGAGGAGGCUACCCAGAGUUUGUACCCAUUGAUUGGCGCAAACGGUAUGGACUGGAUGUACGAGGCUUGCUCUACUACCGCUCGUCGUGGUGCCAUUGACUGGAGUGGAAAGUUCAAGGAUGCUCUGAAGCCGGUAUUCAAUGAUCUUUAUGACUCUGUUAAGACCGGAAAGGAGACCGAGAGGUCGCUUACCUUCAACUCGCAACCCAAUUACCGUGAGAAGUACGAAAAGGAGAUGCAGGAGAUCCGUGAUUUGGAGAUCUGGAGAGCAGGAAAGGCUGUUCGCUCUCUCCGUCCCGAGAACCAGAAGUAA